Messenger RNA from Ceratina calcarata, 767 nucleotides. It is a transcript of the gene mRpS6, whose product is annotated as mitochondrial ribosomal protein S6. The transcript has 4 exons. Lineage: Eukaryota; Metazoa; Arthropoda; Insecta; Hymenoptera; Apidae. Gene Ontology annotation, cellular component: ribosome; mitochondrial small ribosomal subunit. Gene Ontology annotation, molecular function: small ribosomal subunit rRNA binding; structural constituent of ribosome. Gene Ontology annotation, biological process: translation. The coding region runs from base 256 to 702 and encodes 148 amino acids. The record is from RefSeq and is a predicted model, not a curated record.
UAAAAGUUUUAGAGUUGAGGGUAGGCAGCGAUAGGCUUAUAACUUUUAAGUCAAAGCAAAAGUUAAUAUAGUUAAUUGUCGAUCGUUCGUAUGAAUUAUUAACUGUGUAAUAUGUUGAUUUUAUUCUUCUAAUGUGUCUUAAUAUACUACGUAUAACAUCUCGAGUUAUAAAAUACAAUUUGUGAUCCUAGUGUUCGACACGAAAGUUGUGUUUUAAAUAUUAUUGUGAUCUAGACGAAAUAAAAAUAUACAAAAAUGCCUACUUAUGAAAUGCCAUUAUUAUUGCGAGUGGCAAAUAAGGCUGAAUACAUGACUGUUUUGAAAAACGUGGCAAAUUCAAUCUUUUCAACAGGUGGAUUUAUUAGGAAAAUUGAAAACUGGGGUGAGAAAGAUCUCCCAUGUAAAGCACAUACCGAUCAUGGAAAUUAUACACGAGCUGGUCAUUUUAUGUUUUCUUUUGAUGUUCCACCAGCCAGUGUAAAAUUAAUUAAGGAUGAUUGUAAAAGGAAUUUAGGGAUUAUCAAAGCAUAUGUAUAUAAACAAAAUGAACUAAAUAAGAAUAUGGAAUGUACAUUACAUGAUGAGCUAUUACCUCCACCUUACAGGCCCAGUGUUCAGAAGCUUUUAGAAACAGGCAGGAAAUUUAACCGUAAUAAAUUUGAAUCUAAUUCGGGUCUUGAUUAUUAUCCUUUCAAAAGAUAAAUGGACUAUUUUAAUUAUUGUAAAAUGUAGUAUGUAUGAUUUACAAAUAAAAAAAUAUGCAGUAA